AUGGCUUGUGGAAAAACUCGUAAUUACAUGGACGAAAUGCUGUCUAUCAUAAAUCAAAUAGAUUGUCUAAAGCCUGAACCAGAAAUAUGCAACGUUUCGUGUCCACCAUUGGGAUGUCCAAGAGGACCAUGUCCAGGAAUGUGUUGCAAUGGGGUUAGCUGUGAUCCUUGUUGCAUAUCUCAAAUGCCAUGUAGUCCACCAACUCGAUGUUUACCUAAUUGUGUUCCUGUAUGUUCAAUGGAACCUCCUCGUGCUGAGAUCAAACUUAAACCAAAUCCAAAAAGAAUUUGUUGUUUUCCACCAAUCCCUGAUUGUCUACCAACCUCGUCACUUUCAUUUUGUCCAUCACCGUGUAGUCCACCACCAUUUUGUACAAGUCCACCUAAUUGUCUAUCAUCUUUUUGUCCCGGAAUCUCAUCCCCACCUAUAUGCCAACCUUCUGGUUGUUUAAGAGAUUGUACGAUUCCAUGUGAACCUACAGCAUGUUUUCCUACAAAUUGUUGUCCUACACCAACGUGUAAUCCAGUACCACCAUGUUUCAGACCAUCAAAAUCUCCCUGUUGUCCAGUUUAUAACAGUAUGCCUCCAUCAGAAUUUAUCAAACAAAUAUCAUUAACAACGGAAGAAAGAAUGGCUUACUUAAUUAAACCAGGAAUCAAUGAAAAUCUUCGAACUAUUCUCAAUCAUUCAGAAAAUAAUCCUUUCAAAACUAUACCUGCUAUUAUUGUAUUCCAACAAUUUCUUCCAGGCAACGUUUACAACGCUACCCUCACCAUUCGUAAUUCCAGCCAGGUUUCGAGAUGUUUGAAAUCAUGCUGCAAAUUAGAUCCUUUCUUCGACAUCGAAUUUCGUGGAUCCUCUUAUAACGUAACAGUAGCUCCAGGAUUAGCACAAGUUUACAACAUCAAAUUUACACCGGAAGAAAAACGAGAUUAUAAAUAUGAAACUAAGUUUGUUACUGAAGAUGAUGUUAUUACCGUUCCGAUAAUUGCAAUUGGCCCCAGAGCAAUUCUGGAUAUUCCUGAUUGCAUCGAAGUACCAAACACGGCUGUAAAGAUUUCUUCUUCAAAAACUAUUUUCAUACGCAAUAUUGGGUCAACUUCGGCUAUUUUUACUUUCUUCACUGACAGUCCACGUUUUCAUAUCGAACCAUCAAGCGGUUUAAUCGACGAGGAAGAAUCAAUUCAGUUUAACAUUUAUUUUUUAUCCGAUAUUGCAGGUGAAUUUGAAGCUAAUUUGUUCCUCAAAUAUGAGACUGGUGAGAUACUUCGGACAGAAUUACGAAGUUCAGCAGUUAAUUGCAUUAUUCGAAUUGACAGAGGUAGCGUCAAAAUGGAGGAUACUUAUUUAGGAAUGUCCAGAAGUAAAAUUCUUACUAUUCACAAUAGAAGCGAUUACAUUGUCAAAUAUCAAUGGAUGUGUUACGAAAGUAGCGAAAAAGACAAUGCAAGAAGAGAAGAAUAUAAAAAAUUAUUUGAACUAAUACACAAAAUGGAGGUAGUGCGUAGUGUCAGUCUGGAAUAUUACAACAUCUGUAUGCCUGACAUUCAUGAACUCGUCUGUCAAAGAAUUUACGGGGAUGAAAUAGUGUCAUUGAUGAACGAAAAUUUCCAAUACAAUCACUUAUGUUUUAUGAUUACUCCUAUGGAGGGUGAAAUAUGGCCGCAUUCAUCAUCAGACGUGACGAUACUCUUUCGAGCUUUGGAAGUUGGUGAGAUUUGUAGCAUGGCUUAUUUGGAAGUAUCCGGUCGAGAAGACAGAAUACCUUUGAACUUAUGUGGAAUAGGAAAAGGACCAGUUUUCCGUUUGAACGUCAUCACGAUCGAUGUAGAUAAAAUAUACAUGUACUCCAUACAUUAUUACGAGAUAGUUGCUGCUAAUAAAGGAUACAUAGAUGGUACUUUGAUAUAUAAAUCAAAACAAACUGAUUUUGGUGGAAUUAUUAAUAUCAAUCCACCCUCGCUUAUUAUUAAACCGGGAGAAUAUAAAUCGUUCAAUUUAUCAUUUUCCUCUAACCGGAAAGGUGAAUUUUUGGAACGCGUUGAUUUCAUUGUUAAGGAAAGUCUUGAAAUAAUUUCGUUGCACAUCAAAGGUUGCGUUAUAUUAUUGAACGAUGGCGUCGAGGCACCCUUAACUUACGAAGAUUUCGUCAACUCUGAUACCAAAUUGAGUUUUCCAUCUAACCCACGGGAAUUUGUAGUUCAACCUGAAAAAGGUGUAGUUCCUGAACGGAGUUUCACGAAAAUUCGGAUAAUCUACAAUGCAAAUAUCAUUCGAUUCGAACGUUCGUUCGUUCGAGUCGACAUGUGGAAUUCAGAAUCGGAUCCAUUAAUGUUACCAAUAUCAUUUUGUGGUAGUACAGCAUCUCUCUCGAUUAAACCUUCAGAAAUAUUGAUUAGGUUCUGUUUCAUAAACUUUCCUUACACGAGGACUUUCGAUAUAGAAAACAAUUCCGAUGUGGAUGGUUAUUUUUAUCUUGUCCCACAAUCAGUUUCUGACAACAACACUUCGAUCUAUUAUUCCAUGUCAGUCUAUCAAGGUUUUAUCAAAGCACGUCAAUCAAAAACUAUCGUCGUCACUCUUAUUACAAGAUCUCUUGGUAAACAGAGUACAACGAUAAACAUGUUAACGAUGGGUCAAAAUUCUCCGGUAAUUGCUUGUACGAUAUCCUGUACUGGUCAGGGACCUGUAGUAUCUUUGCAACCAACUCAAAUGGACUUUGCUGAUGUUCAAGUACUCGAGGAAAGGUCUAUGAAGUUGCGAGUUAUCAGUGAUGCACCUAUUCCAGCCCAAUUUCAAAUUGCUCUCAGUAGAAAAGAUUCGCCUUGGUCGGUGAAUCCUGUGUCUGGCGUACUCGAAGCGAACGAAUCGAUAGAAUUGGACGUGAGAAUUUAUCUGCGUGAUACUGGUAAAUACGAGGAUAACAUUUUAAUGAUGGUACACAACAGCAGAACGAUUUCAGUCAAUCUGAGAGCGAUUGGAGUCGGUUGCAGUGUUGUUUUUCAGCCAAAUGUGUUUCCUACGUUCGACAUGGGACUACUACUUAGUCACCAGAAAGUGAUUAUACCAAUCACUAUGAAGAAUCUUGGCACAAGACAAUAUCAGUUGAUCUGGUCGAAUACACCAGACUUACGUGUGCAAAAAGGACAAUUUACAUCAUCGACUACAUCUAAAUUUCAAAUGCACCCAACCGUAAGUGACUUAUUACCCAAUGCAACGAACAUCGUUAACUGCAAAAUCUGUUGGGAUCAAAAUGAAACGAUUCUCGAGGAUUGGUAUUUAUUUGGUCAAGUGCAUGGUCAAAAUAAACGAGAAUUAAUUAAUACGAGUACUUUCAAGGCCACGUUUACAGAACCACAUAUCGUAUUUAGCAAAAAAGAAUUAAUCAUGCGCAUCGAUAUGUCUCCAUGUGGAAACAAAUUUUGUCAAACAGACGAAAUUUUGAUGACAAAUAAAUCAGGUGUGGAUUUGAACGUUCAGAUAACGAUCAAACCCCCAUUCUAUAUUAUAACCGAAGUAGAAAAUCUUAUAGAUAACAUGAAGAUUUUAUUGGCUGAUCUAAGUACUAUGAAAGUUCAUGUUAAAUUUGCACCGGAUAUGGAAACAGAUAAUUUUUAUUCAAAGAACUAUUGUAGCGCACUUACCUUCGAAUACGACGAAUAUCCCAUUAAGGAUAAAAUUAAAUGUGAAGGAUCUGUUAAUUAUCCAAAUCUUACAUUGAGUUCACACGAGGUCAAGAUGUCUUGUGAAAUAGGUUGCAGCGAAGAAUAUAUUUUAACGUUAACAAACAAUGGUCCUAUACCAGUUAUAUACAAAUUUGUCUGGCUCGAAGAAACAAUUAAAAUUGUACGGGAUACUGAGAAAUCUGCAAAACCUCCAAGUAUCAAUGAAACAAUUUCAAAAUUCAAAUCAACAUUUUGGCAAAGUGACAAUUGUCUGAAUAAUCAAACAAUUGGCGCUGGUGAUGCCCCAUCAGACUCCCUAUUAACACCCAUGAACUCACCUCUAUCGAACCAACCACAGACUCAUAGAACAAAUACAAAUUCCGAAUUCGAGAAAAUACAAAACCAAUCUUCAGAAUUAGAAGAAGAAUCUGAUCUUCUAUUUGAGAUAAAAAAAUUAUUAAUGAGUAUAAUCGACAUGCCUACAAUUGAUGAGUCUGAUAUCGACGUUUUAGAAGUAAUCGGUUACGAGCCUCGUUUCAUUGAGCCCAUCAAUGAGAUACUUGACAUAGUACAAAACGAAGGCAUCGUACUUCCCUAUACAUCGCAAAACAUACACUUCGCCUUUCAUGGGUUCGAACGCAUUCGAGUUGAAGUUAUCGCUGCUUGCAAGAUCGUUCGUGGACCAACCGAGAUGAUCCAAGUAAACGCAAGUGCUGAUGCUGUACGUUAUUCAAUAGACAAACGGGUUAUAGAUUUGGGUCAACAGCUAUUCUGUGAAUCCUGCAACUCGAAUUUCAAUUUAACCAACGACUGUAGGAUUGCUUUUACUUACACAAUAAUAAGUACUUCCUUGUCGGAAAAUAAUGAUGGUACCGAUUCAAAUCGAUUAACGAUCGAACCACAUAAAGGUAUAGUCGAACCGAAAUCUUCAAUAAAGAUUACGUUGAACUAUCGACCGAUCUAUCUUGGACCAUUCAAUGUUGAAUUUCGAUUAAAGAUAGCUCACUUGGUGCCACUUAUUAUGUCUGUUACGGGAGUGGGUAUUUACCCACAAGUAUUUCUCCAUUUGCCCCAAAUUAUUCAUACUGAUAAAUGUUCCUUGGAGUUAGGCUAUCAAGCACUUAGGUCACUUUCCACGGAAUUUAUUAUGGAAAAAGAUAAUGUAUCUCCUAAAAAUAAUGAAGAUAAUUUGAUUAACGAUUGGAUCAUGGUGUCCAUCAAUGAAACUCUUCCAAGUAUGGUAGACAUAAACAUGGCGUUGGAAAGAAUUUUAGCAAGUCAGUUCAUAGAAGAGAAUCUUCACGUUUUAUCUAAACACAAUGCAGCCCGCUUAAAAUCAGCAAUCCCACAAAUGUUUUCUUUGCCGUAUAUCAUUGACCUAGGAAACGUAGUUAUUGGUCUUACUGCACAUUACUCUGCAAUGGUGAGUAAUUAUGGUCCAAUGAUUGCUGAAGUGAAAAUGAAAAAAUUAGAAAAUAAAGCUGCACUGAGUAAUUCUGACAUUAUAGUAGAAUUUAAAAAGAAUGUUAAAUUACCAGUUGGUCAUAAUAUUCUGUUACAUGUCAUCUGUAGUCCUACUUUAGCAAAAUAUACCGAAAGAAAAACAACAUUAAAACAUACUAUUUAUCUUGAGGUAACCCAUGGUUGUAGAAUUCCAAUAAUUAUCCAAGGAAUCGUAACUUAUCCUUACAUCACCGUAGAUAAAAAACAAUUAGACUUCAACAAAGUUUUUAUUGGCGAAUGUUCGAUGAUGCAUCUUACCAUAAAAAACGAAAGUUUAAUCGAUUGCGAUUGGAAGAUAGAAAUAGUAAUGAAACGGAAAAAGCAGAACUACUGUCCGUUCUCGGUACAUCAAGAGUAUGACACUUAUCCGCCAGGUCAUUCGAGUACCAUCAAAGUUUAUUUCAAACCACGUGAACCGGUUGGUACACUUAAUCGAUCCAAUUUGAUCACCAUCUAA
Polistes canadensis is the source of this 5625-nucleotide messenger RNA. Its product is annotated as hydrocephalus-inducing protein homolog. The record is from RefSeq and is a predicted model, not a curated record. Gene Ontology annotation, cellular component: axoneme. The coding region runs from base 1 to 5625 and encodes 1874 amino acids. The transcript is spliced from 31 exons. Gene Ontology annotation, biological process: axonemal central apparatus assembly; cilium movement. NCBI's taxonomy places the organism in Eukaryota, Metazoa, Arthropoda, Insecta, Hymenoptera, Vespidae.